This is a messenger RNA of Ustilaginoidea virens, 225 nucleotides long. RefSeq lists its product as uncharacterized. The transcript has a single exon. Bases 1 to 225 code for a protein of 74 amino acids. The record is from RefSeq and is a predicted model, not a curated record. NCBI's taxonomy places the organism in Eukaryota, Fungi, Ascomycota, Sordariomycetes, Hypocreales, Clavicipitaceae.
AUGGAAGCAGGUAUACUUGGCGCCCUGGCGUCCUCCUCUGACAAGACUGUUACGAACCCCCCCUUGGCUCCGGGAACCGCCGUGGCUGACCGGCUCCGACCGCCGGCCUGUCCGACUACCCACUUGGUCCAGCCGCCAACGCGAGCACCUCGGCGAGGUGGCAGAGAGCCCGGGAUACGACGGGGCGAGGCUCCUCAUCCAACCGCUCACGCUUGCACGUCCUGA